GGGGCUUUGUUUCUGGGGAGAAGGACCCGGAGCUCUUUUGUUUGGGGGUUUGGUGUUUUCACCCCCCCAAUCUCACCCCACCCACCCCACCCCCCGCGCCUCUCCGGUUUCCUGAGCUGCGGGCUGCAAGGGAGGAGAAGCGGCGUCCUGCAACCCCCUCGGCUGGGCCCCGGGGUAAUUCGAUGCGGGCCUGGCGAGGCUCCCCACGCUAGACCGGGGCUCGCGUCUCGUCAGCCUCCACCCACCGGCCCACCCUACAUUUAGCGCAUCAUGUGAUCCUGGAUCAAUGUGACUCUAGAAACAAAUGGAUGAAUGAAUAUCCAUAUGAAGAGGAAAACAAUAAAGAAUAUCAACACCUUUGAGAACAGAAUGUUAAUGCUUGAUGGGAUGCCGGCAGUCAGAGUCAAAACAGAGCUUUUGGAAUCUGAACAAGGGUCUCCAAACGUCCACAACUACCCCGAUAUGGAAGCUGUACCCCUGUUGCUAAAUAAUGUGAAAGGGGAGCCCCCGGAGGACUCAUUAUCCGUCGAUCACUUCCAAACACAAACUGAGCCAGUGGACUUGUCAAUAAACAAAGCCAGGACGUCCCCCACUGCCGUUUCAUCCUCCCCAGUUUCCAUGACAGCAUCCGCCUCCUCACCUUCUUCCACUUCAACCUCUUCAUCUUCAUCUAGUCGUCCAGCCUCAUCCCCAACUGUUAUAACAUCAGUAUCUUCAGCAUCGUCUUCGUCAACAGUAUUAACUCCAGGACCCCUUGUUGCCUCUGCGUCUGGCGUGGGAGGCCAGCAGUUUUUGCACAUUAUCCAUCCUGUACCGCCUUCAAGUCCCAUGAAUUUACAGUCUAACAAACUGAGUCAUGUUCACCGCAUCCCCGUGGUGGUACAGUCGGUGCCUGUUGUCUACACAGCUGUACGGUCACCUGGAAAUGUGAACAACACUAUCGUCGUGCCGCUUUUGGAGGAUGGGAGAAGCCAUGGCAAAGCACAAAUGGACCCCCGAGGCCUAUCUCCCAGACAAAGUAAAAGUGACAGUGAUGACGAUGACCUGCCAAAUGUGACCUUAGAUAGCGUUAAUGAAACUGGAUCUACGGCCCUUUCCAUAGCCAGAGCAGUCCAAGAGGUACAUCCGUCCCCAGUCUCAAGGGUCCGGGGAAAUCGAAUGAAUAAUCAGAAGUUUGCUUGUUCAAUUUCACCAUUUAGUAUUGAGAGCACAAGACGCCAGAGACGGUCCGAAUCCCCAGACUCCAGGAAACGACGUAUCCACAGAUGUGAUUUUGAGGGAUGCAACAAAGUGUACACAAAAAGUUCUCACCUGAAGGCUCACCGGAGGACACAUACAGGAGAGAAACCCUACAAGUGUACCUGGGAAGGCUGCACCUGGAAGUUUGCGCGCUCCGAUGAACUGACGCGGCAUUACCGCAAACACACGGGAGUGAAGCCCUUCAAGUGCGCGGACUGUGAUCGCAGCUUCUCCCGGUCAGACCACUUGGCCCUGCACCGCCGGAGGCACAUGCUGGUGUGAGGACCGCUCGCUGUCCAGCUGGGCGGAAGAGCUGGAUCUCUUAGCGGCACCCAAUUCAGCAGGGCUGAAUUCCCUUCACAGUGUUAACUCAAAAGGGCAUCACCAUCCCACGAUGUCUGCAAUCAGAGCAGGAACAAGAAGGAACACUUCUUUCGAUCUGAAGGUAACCCCCACCUUGACUACACGAGAGACGGCUUCACCCUGACGUGGGAGUUCAGCCACAAAAAUGCUGAAGAGACAGGCAUUGAUUGUUUUCCGUGCUGUGUCCUCUGCCAUUUA
This is a messenger RNA of Marmota flaviventris (yellow-bellied marmot), 1800 nucleotides long. It is a transcript of the gene Klf12, whose product is annotated as KLF transcription factor 12. Gene Ontology annotation, molecular function: RNA polymerase II cis-regulatory region sequence-specific DNA binding; DNA-binding transcription factor activity, RNA polymerase II-specific. The record is from RefSeq and is a predicted model, not a curated record. Gene Ontology annotation, biological process: regulation of transcription by RNA polymerase II. NCBI's taxonomy places the organism in Eukaryota, Metazoa, Chordata, Mammalia, Rodentia, Sciuridae.